Cyphomyrmex costatus is the source of this 975-nucleotide messenger RNA. RefSeq lists its product as uncharacterized. The record is from RefSeq and is a predicted model, not a curated record. The coding region runs from base 1 to 975 and encodes 324 amino acids. The transcript is spliced from 6 exons. Lineage: Eukaryota; Metazoa; Arthropoda; Insecta; Hymenoptera; Formicidae.
AUGGCAACCAAUCCUUCAAGCACUCGUCAGGGCGUAAGGGCGAUCGCCACGACGACUACCGAUCCGCAACGGAGCGAGAAGCGCGCCGUCGCGGCGCGGGGUGCCGCCGGCGCUCUGGCCCUGAGCGUCGUGGCUCUGGUCGUGCAAUCGGCGGCCACUGCGACUCCCACCUGGGGAUACUUCACCAAUCCUGAUGCUGGUACUGCCGCGGAGAAGGGUUACUUCGGACCAUGGAGACAAUGUAAACUCCUUCUUUAUGGACGUGAGUGGUGCGGCCAAAGCGUCUCCAGGUUCCAACCAGUGUUGGCUGUGUGGGUGGCGGGAUUAGCUGCUGCUGCCGCUUCUGCCCUUUUGGGAAUUCUGGUCGCUUUGGCUGUGCUUCAAUUAGCGAUGGCCUCUUCUGCGAAGCGGGUUGUAAUUUCGUACAGUACUGCCUUAAUAGGCAAAGUUGCCCUUGCUACAUUGGCAACGGCAUUGUCGAUUGUAGCAGCGAGUCUCUUCGCUCUACAAACAGAUGAUCGAGCCAAUAGUUUUGUUAUCACAAGAGGAGAAGCUUUUUAUAUGCAGUUAGCUGCCAUCGCCUUGAACUUUGGCGUACUGGUCUCUGCUGUUUACGAGGGCAUUUACGCCCGGAGAGGUGGCGAUCCGACUAAGAUUAGGGUCGUCACGGAUCCUCGUGGAGCUACUAUAAAUAAUCCAGGAUAUCGGGAAUAUCAUCAACCCACAAACGGUGGCACGAUCUCGAUGACAGACGCCAGCGGCAAGCCGUACGUCGGUGGGGCCGGAAACGGAUCGACGGCAUCGGUAGCGACUUCUAGUAGUGUGACUAGCACAGCCUCUCCCCUUAGGAGUUCUCUGAAAAAGCCAAAACCCCUUGGCAUUCAUAAUCCUGGCUUUUCAACGCACAGCCCGACCUUGUCGAGGAACGGUUCGCAAAAGAAAGUGCGUAUACAGACGCAUUCGACGGAAGUUUAA